GGUUUGGCACCUGCUCCAUCCUUUUUUCCCUCGCCUUCCCUACCGACAUUUAUUCCUUUCCUUGCCUUUCCUUAUCAUCUUCAUUUCUGACGGAGAGUUGCUUCUCGAAAUAUUUGCUUAUUUCGACACGCUUCUGGUUCCGACUGGUCUCAGCACCAUGGACACUAACGAAUGGGAUUCGGUUCUCUCCUUCGCGUCGGAGCCGGUGGCUUUGAGCUCACCCGGUUUCUCCAGUACAUGUGAGGGAAAGAUACGCGUGGAUCACGGCUCGGACGGGUCGCCAACGCAAGUCCCGACUCCACCGGAAUCGAUGAACGGCUCUCCAACAGCCGAAGGUACCUCAGAAGAAAACAUCUUCGUUUCUGUCUCGACGACGUUCUAUCCCGGCGCCCCAAACGACGCCCUACCGCCAGAUAUGACCCUUUUGUCGUCAGACUCGGUAUUUUUCUACAUUCAUACUCACGUACUGCUUGGAGUUUCGAGUAAUCGUUUCAAAUCUUUGAUUCCAUUAUCCACAACGACCAGCGCGAAGGAGCAGAAUGUGGUCGUACAUGUACCCGAGACAGCCCCGGUCCUCAACAUCAUUUUGCAUACCGUGUAUCGAAUGUCCUGUAUGCAUUAUUCACCCUCUUUCGAUACUCUAGUGGCUGCAGUCCAUCAGUUGCCAAGCUAUGGUAUCGAUGUCAUAUCCCAUAUAUCGCCAUCCACGCCUCUCUACUCGCAUCUGCUCUCACAUGCCCCUCUGUUUCCCAUGGAUCUAUAUGCAUUGGCGGCGUGUUACAAUUUGUAUGACCUCGCAGUAUCAACAUCAUCUCAUUUACUUUCAUAUCAUCUUCCUGGACUCACCGACGAGCUCGUGGAUCGAAUUGGUCCAAGAUACCUCAAGCGACUAUUCUUCCUGCAUAUGGGGCGUACAGACGCAUUAAAGCGGAUAUUGCUCCCUCCCCCUCAUCCCCAUCCUCCGACACCUUGGUGCGACUUUGAGGAACAGAAAAGGUUGUCCCGAGCAUGGGCGCUUGCCUCUGCAUAUCUCGCAUGGGAAGCUAGACCCGAUCUCUCUGCAAGCACGCUAGAGAACGCCUUGGGCCCUCUAGCAGAGCAUCUGUCGUGCCCUGCCUGCAAGGAGGCACUUACUAUGCGCGUGAAGGAUCUCGUCGUCCAGUGGAGUAUAGUCAAACGUACGAUCUAAGGCAUCACACACUUCAUCAUGCCGUAACCUGCAACCGCUUUCGUUCUCCAUGUUACGAUAACCAAAAGAUCACAGCCACAAGCUGCUCUUUAUUAGAUUCCGCAUUGCGGCCUUCCAUCAUGGGACUUUCAAGCACUUGUAUUAUUAUUCUGCUCUGUGGCCCAUUCACGCAACUGACCACACAUGUCAUCUGUUCGUUCACGAUACCAUUCGAAACUGAUCUGUAUCACUGUCUGUUUACACUAUCAACCAUCAGGGCUUUCUCCUUCCAGGGACUACUUUCCUUUUCCCAGCCUCAAACCAGCCAUCGGUUGUACAUUAUUCUUUUCCAGGCAUAUUUCUCUGUAUCCAAAUUCACUCGUCUAACAAUACACGAAUAGACCUGUAUCACACUUUCGAUCAUGAC
Messenger RNA from Desarmillaria tabescens, 1595 nucleotides. RefSeq lists its product as uncharacterized. The transcript has 4 exons. The coding region runs from base 158 to 1189 and encodes 343 amino acids. Lineage: Eukaryota; Fungi; Basidiomycota; Agaricomycetes; Agaricales; Physalacriaceae. The record is from RefSeq and is a predicted model, not a curated record.